AUCACUCAACCCAGCCAACCUCGCAAAAACAACUUCCGAAUUUCAUCCUCUCCCCACGCAUCCUCACAUCCUCGUUUCAACCCCCACCCCUACCUUCAUCAUCAUCCACCGCUGUCAUCUAUCCUUUCUUCCACCGCUUUCAUUUCUCCUGUUUUCCGCCCUCAUCCGUCGCCAACCCUCUCAAUCCAAUAUUCUGUCACCGUUCCCCUAAACACCAAGAGAUACAGGAUGGGAUAUCGCAUCGUAGCUGUUGCUGGUAUGCCUGUCGGCUCCAAUGAAGACGAUGUCAAGCGCAUUCUUUUCCCUAAGCGCGAGAGGUGGCCAAUUCAUCGCAUCACUUUCGAUCCGGUCAAGGAGCUUGUCUACAUCCAGUUCGAUCACAACCUGCACGGCAUCGAGGCCAUCAAGUUCCUCAACAAGAAGGGGUAUACCGCACAGUGGUCGCCUACCGGAUUCGGGACGUCUACCCAUUCGUCCGCAAGCCCCGGUGUCGCGGAUUCUUCGCCCAAUGGAAGUCCUAACGGUGGUGGAUUUCGCGGACCUGUUGCGCCUGGCUUUCACGGCGAUACCUUCAGGAGGUACAUCAAGACCCCGGGUUCGUCGCCCAAACUGAAGUCGUCUCCAACCAGUCAGCAGCCUUCGCCGCCCAUUCCUACCAUCCCGAUGUCGACUGCCAGAGCGACCACCGUGAAGACCACCGUCAUGUCUUCGGUCAGAGCCUUCGCGAAAGAGUACCAGAAAGUUGAGAGCGUCUUCGUCUCUCCGAUCCCCACCGAUAUCACUCGUCCGAUGCUGUGGCGCCUACUCGAGACGUACGGAAAGGUCAAAGGUCUUCGUCUUCAUAAGAGGACUGGCCAAGCGUUCGCCGACUAUUUCGACAUGGUCGACGCUACCAAUUGCGUUGAGAACUUCGAGCGAGAUCACGGCUUUCCCGCCAACUGGGCUCCUCACUACGCUAUAUUCGGCAAGAAUCAAGACAAGAAGUGCCCUUCCGUUGAGAAGAACGAUGCGGUUCCGCUCGAGCAGAAGUCGCAGAUCCAAAAGCAGGACGUCCAGGAGCAGUCUGAUUCGGAUGAUCAGAUCGAAAUACAGGAUACUGCCACGGUCGUCACCGCUGUUACUGGAGUCACGGAGCCUUUUGCCGAUUACAAGUCAAUGUUCGCUCAGCAGAAAGAAAUGAAUCAGCACUACAAGGAACUGAUUGACCUCAAGGAUCGUGCUCAGGCGAAGGCAGAGCUGGAUUGGAUGGCCGAGCGUCACGAGCUCAUCAACCGCCUUGCUAUCGCUACGGAUAUGGCGACUGCUGAGCGUGCUCAGCACGCUGCCGAGCGUCAGGACCUUCUCAAUCGCAUUCUUGCGGCCGAGCAGAAAUCUACCGCUGGCGUCAACGGGAAGAGCGAUCUGCAAGAUGCCAUGCUCCACGAUAUCAGCACCUCGAAGGGACAUCUCAUGCUCAUCGAUGAGCAGAUGCAGGCUCUCCAUGAUAUCCUCACCAAAUACCCAGUUUAA
Molecule: messenger RNA, 1509 nt
Organism: Tricharina praecox
Lineage: Eukaryota; Fungi; Ascomycota; Pezizomycetes; Pezizales; Pyronemataceae
Exons: 3
Molecular function (GO): RNA binding
Source: RefSeq, a predicted model, not a curated record